AUGGAAGCGAAGUUUCCUGUAAUUCUCCCCAAGCAGCAUGCGAUCACUUUCUUCAUCGUUGACUGGUUCCACCGCCAUUUCCGUCACGCCAACCGAGAGACGGUUGUUAAUGAGAUUCGCCAGCGCUUCGAUAUCCCGAUGCUAAGAAGAUUGGUGGAUAAGGUAGCUGGUAACUGCGUAGUGUGCCGCAUCGCAAAGUCGGCUCCAAAACCACCCGCGAUGGCUCCGCUUCCCGAAAUGCGUCUGGCAGCGUUCAAUCAACCGUUCAGGUUCACCGGGUUGGACUAUUUCGGCCCAGUGCUCGUCAAGAUAGGCCGAAGCAACGUCAAGCGGUGGGUGGCCCUAUUCACCUGCCUGACUACCAGAGCAAUCCAUCUGGAGCUGGUACACUCCUUGAGCACGGAGUCAUGUAUCAUGGCUGUUCAACGCUUCGUUUCCCGCCGCGGACUUCCAAGAGAAUUCUGGACAGACAAUGCCACAUGUUUCAAGGGAACCAGCAACGAGUUGAACAAGCUUACCGAAGAAACGAAGAAAGCCCUGACCGAGAAGUUCACCACAGCGCAGACAACCUGGAAGUUCAUCCCACCCGCUACUCCGCACAUGGGUGGAGCGUGGGAGAGACUUGUGCGUUCAGUUAAGGUGGCGAUCGGGGCAAUAAUAGAUGGACCACGCAGACCGAACGACGAAACGUUGGAAACGAUUCUGCUCGAGGCGGAGGCAAUGAUCAAUUCUAGACCUCUGACCUACGUUCCGCUUGAGUCUGCAGAUCAAGAGGCCCUGACGCCCAACCACUUUUUGUUGGGCAAUUCCUCUGGAAUGAAAUUUCUGGCUACGGAGAACUUGGACGUUCGUUCGACUCUUCGUAGCAGCUGGAAGCUAGCCAGGUACAUCACCGGCGAGUUCUGGAAUCGGUGGCUGAAAGAAUACCUGCCGGUCAUCACGCGCAGAUGUAAGUGGCUCCAGGACGUCAAAGAUAUUGCGGUAGGAGACCUGGUCUUAGUGGUGGAUGGGAAGGCAAAGAACCAGUGGAUUCGGGGCCGAGUCGAAGAGGUCUACCCGGACGAGAUGGUAGAGUACGGCAAGCUUUGGUCCGAACAUCGACAGGCGUUAUCCGAAGAGCAGCCGCGAAGCUAG
This is a messenger RNA of Armigeres subalbatus, 1134 nucleotides long. RefSeq lists its product as uncharacterized. The transcript has a single exon. Lineage: Eukaryota; Metazoa; Arthropoda; Insecta; Diptera; Culicidae. Bases 1 to 1134 code for a protein of 377 amino acids. Gene Ontology annotation, biological process: DNA integration. Gene Ontology annotation, molecular function: nucleic acid binding. The record is from RefSeq and is a predicted model, not a curated record.